Hydra vulgaris (swiftwater hydra) is the source of this 1060-nucleotide messenger RNA. RefSeq lists its product as uncharacterized. The record is from RefSeq and is a predicted model, not a curated record. Lineage: Eukaryota; Metazoa; Cnidaria; Hydrozoa; Anthoathecata; Hydridae.
UUAUUAUAAUAAUAAUAAAUAAAACAAGAUAUAUAUACGCAAAUAUACAUAUACGUAAAACAAAGAAAGGCCAUCUGAUCCAGAUAUGGAUUACAAAAGAUCAUUGAAACGACGACAUGUUUCUCCUACAAAAAGUUUCAAAAAAGUUUGAAAUUAUUGAUAAAGAAAGAUUGGCUAGUCCAAAACAUAAGCUUGGUGGAAUCAAAACAGAAUUUCAAUAUUUAGACGAACAUGAUGACGUUCCUAUUUUGAAAAAGUUUGAAAUUACCGAUAAAGAAAGAUUGGCUAGUCCAAAACAUAAGCUUGGUGGAAUCGAAGCAGAAUUUCAAUAUUUAGAUGAGGAGAAAGUUGUUCCUAGUUCAAACAAGUUUGAAGUUAAAGAAAGAGAGAAAGUAGAUAGUUUUUUGGAUCCUGUGGCUUCUACUCCUAGUAAAACGAUUGAUGAUGAUAAUAGAGAUAGUUGUAAAUGUGUUGAAAAGUUAAGAAAAAUUGGUGAUGGUGGAGUUUCGUUUAAAGAGAUGCCAAAUAAACAAUUUCAAUAUGCUUUGUUCAUGGAUAUCCAGAAAAAUUUUCGCCAGAUCCAAGAUACGCAAGCUCAAAUCCUAGAUAGGCUUAAAAACAUUGAACAAAGUAGAGAUGUUGAUUUUAGUUUGAAUGUUGACGAUAUUGAAAAAGAACCAAUAAAUUCAAUUGAGAGAUUCGAUAUUAUUGAAAAUAUGUUAAAAACAAGCACAAAUGCAAGAAAACGCAAGGUUACUCAAAUUAGAGCAGUUGGAGGAGCGACUCCACGGAAAACGAUUAAAAAUGUUUUGAAUGCAGUCAUGACCCAAGGUAUUCAGGCAUUGUUUAGCAAGGACGGGAGAAAAGGAAAGAGAAAAUUUACAGACACUGCUCAUUAUAAAUGCUUAAAAGUAUUUUUAGAAGUCGUUGUUGGUGACAAAAUUGGGUACGAUGCAAGCAGCAUCGAAGGUGCCAUUGGCGACAUAUUGAAACGAGCCAAAAAAUAAUGUAUUUCCUAGAUUGUAUUUAUUAUAUAUGUUUAAAAAUAUUAUUAUUUUUA